Messenger RNA from Acipenser ruthenus (sterlet), 2724 nucleotides. RefSeq lists its product as uncharacterized. Lineage: Eukaryota; Metazoa; Chordata; Actinopteri; Acipenseriformes; Acipenseridae. The coding region runs from base 1 to 2703 and encodes 900 amino acids. The transcript is spliced from 2 exons. The record is from RefSeq and is a predicted model, not a curated record.
AUGGAGAAGCGUUCAGCCUACGCCUUUCCUUCCGACUCAGACGAGUUCCUGCCUCCGACCCCUCCACCGGUCCGUCUCUGUCAGGCAUCCCAUUCCUCGUCUCGGUCCAUGACCGCACCAGCCCCGCCAGUCAACCUUGCUUCUACCCGUUCUUCAGCUAGGCAAGAGCGGGGCUCAAAGCGCGGUUCCGCUAGCCAGCCUCCACCGCAGCUCCACUAUAAAGAUUGGACGACACCCAAGCUGCUGAAAAUACUCUUUGAAAAGUCCAUUCCCAUUCCCGUUGGUGGAGAUCGCAUGUCUCUAUUUCUUACUUAUUGUGAAGCUUUGUCAGCCGAGCCGAUUUUUCCCCCCCGCUUGCAAGCUUCGGCCGUCAGGCCCUCCUCUCCUGCUACGUUCUCAGUUCCUGUUCAUGCUGCGCAUGCGCAAGAUCCUGCUCUCGCAGCCCAGCUCCCCCUGCCAGCGCAGUCAACGCAGCCACAGCAUCUGCCGCCGCAGUCACUCACCCCGCCCGUCCCCUCCUCCAGCAGCGCUCCUCAGGUCACGUUUAAUCAACUGCAAUCUCUGCUCCAGCCCAUUAUAGACUCUCAGCUAGCCCUCAGCGCCCGUCUUGACAAACUGGAGAACCCUUCUUCGGCUCCACCCGCCUUCAGUUCCAGCACUCCUGCUUAUACUUUUGGUACGUCUUCUUCAGUACCCCCCGCUGCUCUUCCAGAGUUCAACCUCUCUUCAGCCACUGUAGCAAGUUCCUCUUCUCCCCGUGCUAUCACCAGCCAUUCUAUUUCUCCAAAAAUUAGGAAGCUAAUAAUUGAAGGCAAGGAUGUUAAUCUCGUUUCUAUUCUCAUUGCUUCUUCUGAGUUUUUAGAUCACAGAGUGGUUGACUGCGGAGACGUUUCAGUCACUCUAAAGUCCCGCGACCCACGUCUUCAAAAAAGCCUUUCCGUGGGAGAAUUCGUCCUUGCUUUCUCCGUCUAUCGUGACAUUCUUUGUUCUGUCUAUCCACAUAGAUUACAGGAGCUAAAUCAGUAUCUUUUUCUGGUCGUCGAAUUGUCUGUGCGCUACGGAGGCACCUUGUUCUAUCAAUACCACCGUGCCUUCUCAGCCAAAGCUGCCGCCACCCUCUCAGCCGACAACCGUAUCGUGGAUUGGUCCCGUUCCGACCCAGAUCUUUUCACCCGCAUUUUCAGCGGAAUUCGUGCCAACGCCUGCAGUGCAUGUGCCUCCACAGCGCACUCCUCUUACCUAUGUCCUAAGAACCUCCGUUCUGCCAUCACUGAGCCAGAAGUCGUCAGUUCCCUUCUCCAGGCCGAAGUCGACAAAGGCUUCAUGGUCGGCCCCUUUGCAGCACCCCCCUUCACUACCUUUCGCAUUAAUCCCAUAGGCAUCGCUACCCGCAAAUAUUCUGGCAAGAAACGCCUUAUCAUUGAUCUAUCCGCUCCUCGGGGCGGCUACACACGCAGCAUUAACUCCCUCAUUUCAAGCGAGGAGUUCGCUCUUCACUACAUUAAGCUCUCAGAUGCCAUUUAUUUCAUCAAAAUUGCAGGUCAUGGAGCCUGGCUUGCCAAAGCCGAUAUCUCUGAUGCAUUCAAGGUCAUGCCUAUUCAUCCUUCCCUCCGUCACCUUUUCGGAGUCUGUUGGGCAGACAAGUUCUAUUUCUCCACCCAGCUCACCUUUGGUUGUCGCAGUAGCCCAAAAAUAUUCGAUUCUUUGUCAGAAGCCCUCUCUUGGAUUUUGCUCAACUCCUAUCAUGUCCCCUUCCUUCUCCAUCUAAUGGAUGACUUUUUGCUUAUUUCACCCCCUUUGGAUCCUCCAGCCCAAGCAAUUAACCAGCUUAAGACCCUCUUCUCCCUAGUUGGUGUCCCUCUCUCUCAAGAGAAAACCAUCGGCCCUGUUAACUCCCUGGAAUUCCUCGGCAUUACACUCAAUACCGUGAAAUUCGAAGCCAGCCUGCCUCCUGCCAAACUCCAACGCUUACUCUCACUCAUUAACAGUUUUCAGAUCUCCUCUUUCAUUAAGAAGAGGGACCUCCUGUCUCUCCUCGGUCAUUUUAAUUUCGCCAUCCGCAUCAUUCCUCAGGGCAGAACUUUUAUUUCACGUCUCCUAGCCCUCUCAUCAACUGUUAGGAAUAUGAAUUCUCACGUGAAAAUCUCAGCCGACGCCAGAAAAGACAUAAAGAUGUGGAUCAAUCUCCUUACUAACUGGAAUGGCCUCUCUCUAUUUUAUGACGACUUCAUUUCAGCCCCUCAUGACCUUGCCCUCUUCACCGACGCCUCCUCCAUCGGAUUCGGCGGGUUCCUCGCUCCCGAAUGGUUCUCCAGCACUUGGCCCUCUGAAAUUCAGUUCCUUCCCCCUCAAGAGAAAUCUACAGCUCUCCUAGAAAUUUAUCCAAUCGUAGUGGGCGCUGUCCUUUGGGGUCACCAAUGGUCAAGAAAAUCAAUCCUUUUCUUCAGCGAUAACAAACCCACAGUGCACAUCAUCAACAAAGGACGUUCUUCAUCCCCCCUCAUUAUGCGCCUGCUCCGUCGUCUCAUAUGGUCUUUCGUAUCUCUCAACUUCCUAAUACAGGCCCGCCAUCUGCCUGGUAUCCACAAUAAUGCUGCUGAUGCUCUCUCUCGCCUACAGGUAUCCAAGUUCCGUCAGCUGGUUCCUUCUGCCUCCCCAAGCCCUCUCCAGAUCCCACAGUUUCAUCAGCUGCUCCUAGACUGAACUCUACCCUUCGCAACCUCC